AUGCAGUGUGCAGUGUAUGGGCACUUGAAGGCGGCGUCAGACUGCACUGCAUACGCGCCGUGGCGGAGAGCGAAGAUGGCGGAGAAUAAUGUAGAACCGGAGCACGAAUGGAGCGACCGGGCCCUGGAUACGGCCGAGGACACUCUGGUUGCAAUGGAAACCCUGCUGGCCACACUGAGAGCCUUUGAAGACGUGCUCAGGCAACAAGAAAUAUCCACAGCGUCUUCCACGGAGUACUGCGACAACUUCUGUCAGGCACUGAUGCACUAUGCUGGGAGCAGGAACUCCAUGGAGCAUGGUCUGCCUCUUCUGGAGGUCUACUGUCUGUCAAUAAACUGUUUUGCUGCGGCCCGAUCCCACCUCACUGCAGAGUCCGACAGAGUGGCCCUCGUUUUGAAGAGACUAGCUUUGAGCUGUUUUGAACUGUUGCUGUCAGUGCCUGAAAAUGAAAUCCCAUAUGAAGCCUGGGUUCAAUUCCACCACUCUGUUCAGAUUGCCCAUGAUACCUUGUUACAGUAUGGAAGCACAGACCUCCAAGCUUUACUCCAGAUCACAGGAGAGGGAGGAGCGUGGAGCAACCCUGUCCUUUCAUCGCUCCUCACCGGCCAGCCCACCAACACAGAAGAAGUUGAUGCGUACAUCAGCUUGGAGGGCGAGGGCUUCAUGGAGAUGCGGGUGAAGCACCUGGAGAAGAUGGGAGAAGUGGCCAAGGCAGUGGUGCUGGCCAAAGCUUGCACUGAAUGCAGCUUCAUCUCCAACCAAGCUACCUUUCGUCAGACUUAUGUCUCCCUGCUCUGUCACCUGCUGCCCAAUGAAGAGGCCAUCAUGGAGAUAUCCAGACUGGACUGUAAGGACGUGCUGGAGAUCACAUGUAACCUGGAGACCGAGGGGGAGGAGAACACCGCCUUCAUCUUGUGCACAACUUUCCUGACACAGCAGCUUCAGCAGCAAAACCUUUACUGCUCCUGGGAGUUGGUUCUGUUAUGGAGUAAGCUUCAGAGGAGGAUCGACCCCUCGUUGAUGUCUCUUCUAGAACGAUGCCUUCAGCUCGGUGCCAUUGCUAAAACGGUCCACCAUCUGCUUUGUCUGGUCCGUGUCAUUCAGACAGAGACGGAGGAGAUGGGGGUUCCUGCCUCAGUAGAACUCUGUGUCAAAGCACUUCAACUUCCAAAGCAGGAGGACUCAGAAGCCAGGAUCUCUGUCUGUAAGACAGUGUCCUGCCUUCUUCCAGGGGACCUGGAAGUGUUGCGUGCCUGCCUGCUCACAGAGUUCCUGCUGGGCCCCAGCCAGGAGGCCUUUAGGUCCCUUGAGGAGCUUUACUUGCGCCCAGACCAAAAGUAUGACCAGGAAAACGAGGUUAUUCCAAACUCGCUACGCUGCGAGUUGCUACUAGCUCAGAAAGCAUUAUGGCCUUUUGACCCUGAAUUCUGGGACUGGAAAACUCUUAAGUAUCACUGUGUCUCUCUUCUGGGGUUGAUGCCGGAGUCAGAGGGGGAAGAGGAGGAGGAGGAGGCGGUGGACAAACAAGAGAACACUAAACAACAGGAGCGACAGGAAAUCACCGUGAAAGUAGAAUCUGAGCACCAAAUGAGUAUAAAUGGAAGUCUCAAUGAUCCUGAGCAGCAUGAUAAAAACUCUUCUAACGUACCAGAAGUCAAAGAAGAAUCCGAGACAAAGAAACAAAAGUUCUGCUGUAAGAUUUGUAAGAGGCUGGUCAAUGACACCCAAAUCAUUCCCCACUCCAAAAGACAUGGAGCAGAGAACAGCCACCCCUGCCCUUUGUGCUUGGAAAAGUUUAAGAGUAGGAAAGAACUGGUUCCUCACCUGAAAGAACACCUGCAGAGCGAAACGCAUCUCAACACAAACAACGUAAAGACGGAGGACGGGGAGAAAGAGCCAGAGGAGGACGACGACAUUGAACCCGGCGAGAUCACCGUCGACCCUUCCUUAAUGCUGUAUUACGAAUCCACACACGACCCAGAUGUGCUGCACCACAUCGUGCAGCAAGCCAAAACUGUCAAGGAGAAGAACGUGGACGACGACGAGCAUGUAACAUUCGAAUACAUCGACCAACACUUCAGUGUGCAGAACCGGGACGAGUACCCGUGUCCAGGAACCGGGUGCACUCGGGUUUUUAAACAUUCCAAGUACUUAUAUGUCCACUUAAAGUCGGAGCACAAGGGUGACGACAAUGUGAAACAUUUUCAUCAGAUGAGAGACAAGCGGGAGAAGUGUGUUUUCUGCAGGCGCCACUUUGUCUCCGCACACCAUCACCGCAAACACAGAAGAGUUCACUACGGUGAUCGGCCUUACAUGUGCGUGGUUAUCGGCUGUGGCGCUCAGUUCACCACGUCCAAUGAACUCGUCACGCACAAACAGACCCACGGCUAUCACCUGAACUACCAGUGUGAGCUCAAAGGCUGUUACGUCACGUACUCCGACUUGGGGCAAAUUUAUCACCACGAAGCACAGCAUUUCAGAGACGCAGCGUUUACCUGCUCAAGUGCUGAAUGUAGUAAAUAUUAUUUAUCCAAAAAAGAAUUCAUACAGCAUUUAUCCACACACAACAUCACCUUCUCUGAAGAAGACUUUGAGGCUCAAAGGAGAGCAAAGCGGAAACUUCUUAAGAGGGCUACUGAAGGGGCGGUCCUCCCUGGUAAGCCAGCUGAUUCAGAAGAAACUGUAAAUGGAGAUAUCUUAAACUCUUCCACAGUAAGUUGUGCCUCCUCUUUGCCAGAAUCUGACAGCAAGGAGCCCAAAGCAACAAUGACUUUGGUAGCCGUGUGCUUUGACGGAAGUAAGUUCACCUGUGGCUUUGAGAAGUGUGGCAUGACUUUCUCCAGAGCCAGAGAUGUCCAGAGGCAUCUGAAAUGUGCCCACCCAGAACACCUUAAACUGGAGAACAAAGCACACAAACACGACAAAGACCGUAGCUCAAAGUCCAAAGGGAUAAAGACAGAGCCUGGGCCAGACGGGGAGGUAAAGGGAAACGAUGACCUCUCCAACCCAUUUCAACCACUCGAAGCUGGCAAAGAAAGAAAAGAAGCCACUCAUCCUAAAAACAACGAAUCUCCUCGAAGCUCUUCAAGCCUUCGAGUAAAAAAUGAUGCUCUGAGUGAAAUACUUAUUGGGCUAAGUAAACUGGACUUGAAUUCUUCAUCGCCUCACAGUGUGCCAAACGAGCCCCCUCAGUCCAACCAAGAGUCUAAUGCAUCUCAAAUAUCUCUUCAUGAGGCGAUUAUGGCGAAGCCUCCUGUUGUGAUGCUUCAGAAGAGACCAGAGGAAAACUGUAAAACUGAACCAUUAUCAUCAGCAGAUGAAGAAAGUGCUAUUGAAUCAUUAGCUAAUGCAAAGCCAUACGUCUGUGAGGUGAAAAGUUGUGGCUUUAGGACUGCUCAGAGUUACAGCUUGCUGCGACACUAUAACACCAAACAUGGCCGAACUGUUGAACAAGCCAAAAGGUUGACCUCUCUGAAAACAACAUCUUUUAAGCCUUACACGUGCCAGCUUUGCUCCAAGAGUCACAGAGAAAAACAUGUGUUGAAGGCCCACUAUGUCCAGGUGCACCACCUGAGUCAGACUUUGGUGGACAAAAUAAGCUGCGGAUCAAAACGGUUUGAGGGAAACGACGACACUUCAAAGCACACGACUCAGCACUUGAUAAACCAAGGUCUAAAAGCGAGGAAGAAAGAGAUCCCAAAGUUGAAAAGCCAACAGGAGAAAAAGAACUCAACUGUGGUAAGCGAAAAUGGACAAAACUUUGACAAUCAUUCUCCAUCUGAAGAGGAAGGAGAGGAUGAAGCAGAGGGCAGGGAGGAAGACAACGAGGAGAAGGGAGAAAGUGAGGGGAAGACCACACAACAGGUCAGAUCUACCAGACGUUUAGUAGCCAAAGGUAAUCUCUGCUAUAUCUUGGAUAAAUUCAGUAAGCCCUUUCAUUGUGUAGCAAAAAAUUGUGAUGCCGCUUUUUCCACCCAGGGAGGCCUCGUACGCCACCUUCAGUUGGUACAUCAUUACAACCGCUCUCAGCUCUUGCUGGAAAAAGAUAUCGAUGCACUUCAUAGUCCAGAAGUCCGAAAAGAGCCCACCAAGAAAAGGCCUCUCCCGAACUCGGAUGAGCCGCAGCCACAAUACAAGUGUCAGUUCGCCAACUGCCACGCUUCCUACCACCUGAAGAGCAGCUUAGUGCGGCACACUCGUGACGCCCACUCACAACCACCAGAGCUAAAAAGAUGCAAGUUUGAAGGCUGUACAAGAGUGUUCAGCCACGUGGAAGCACUUAAAAAACACACACUUUAUAGCCACUGUGAGUACUACGACUCACUGGUGGUACGUCUGCAGAGCACUCACAAAAAGUCGAUUACUGGAUGCCAAAAGAAGCUCAUCGUCGCGCCGCAGAGUCCUCAGAAGGAAGAAGCUGCAACAACCACGGACGCACAGGACGAGGGGUCGAGCCCCGAGCCUGGGGUUACCGGCCAGCCGGAGGAAAAAGCUCAGGAGGUUGUCGUGGAGAAGAAAGUGCAAAGAAAAAGAGACAGAAGGAAUUGUUUCAGCCGUUUCAUCUUCAGAUCUUAUGAAGAAGCACUGCAGAUGUGCCAAGACCGCUGUCUGCGCGUGGCCUACCCGUGCAUGGUGCAGGACUGUGAUUCUGUCGUCACGUACAUGAUGAGCUUGCAUCGCCACUACCGCAGGGUUCACCACAUGCGUCAGAUAGAUCUUCUCAAGAACGAAAGUAAGCUGGUUUUAAACGCUGAGCAGCUGGAGGAGGUGAUCCAGAGGAAGUCGGCCACGCCAACAGUUUCAGGAGCAUGCUCCCCCAACGGGGUCCGAAAAAUGGAGUAUCAGGCCGAGCCGGAAAACACAGGAGGACCGCCUGCACCCAUGAGCUUACACUCCAUCAAGACAGAAACACAGGAGGAGGAUAAACAUGAUCCACUGGUGUUCCCAGAGGAGGAAGAGGAGCAGCCGUCGCCACCCGUCGAGAGAAACGGCGUCCUGGUCGGUGCAGACGAGGUGCUUUACGGUGAGCCGAGCACCGGCGGGCACACGGAAGACUCGCCUGCAGCGACGCAGAACAGUCAGAAACAGGAGGAGAGACUGAGCUUGGAUCAAAUCAAACCUCUCCUUCGUCCCCUCACCGUCGACCUCUCACCGCCAUGCUCGCUGCGCAUCACUGCCGACGAAGGCUUCCAAGACGUGUCGGGCAUCAAGGACGCUGGUAAAAUGUUGAACGGGUCAGCCGCUCCGCCCACCCCCCCGGUCCGCCAGCCACUAAAACGGAAAAACGAACUGUCUGAACCGCCUUCAAACUUGAACGAGACUCCGCCCCGUAGCCCUUCUCCACGCCCUUUUGACAUCAACGCCUAUAAGCCAAUGGGGUUCGAGUCGUCCUUUCUGAGGUUCAUACAAGAGACGACCCCGAAAGACAAAAAUGCAGCACAGGUGAAGCGGCGAGACGCCUUCAGACACAGUUGUUCGGUUAAGGAGAACAACCAGCUGGGAAUCUCGCACGCCCGCGGCAAACGCACUUAUUCCCCACUGCUGAAGCCCAAUGCUAUGACUGGAGACUUUACAUCAGUCCAAAACUUGAAGUCCAUCUUGGACAAAGCCCUGGCUGGGUGUGGGGACCUGGCCAUUAAGCAGCUUCAGUACCUCAGACCCGUAGUGGUCCUGGGGAGACCAGUGUGCACCACCGCCCUGCCUGACCUCUUCCCAUCAGACACCACCAACAGCAAACUGCUUCUGGGAAGUUAGUUUAUCAAAGCACCUUUUUAACAUAGCUAAGGCAAAUUACUUUGUAUUUUCACAAGCUGUAACAGUAUUUUUCUUUCACCCCAAAUAUUAGUAUUGUUUUUUUCCUUUUUGUUUCUUUAUUUCGAAGUUGCCAAACUGAUGAAUUGUAGAAAUGAAAAUAGCAUUAAGAUAAAAAACAAGCUUGAACAGUGCACAUCAGAGUCAUGUGGAUUGUUUUUUUAGACAUCUGUUAUGAAAGCAUUCAGAUUAACACCUAUUAAGUUAACUCACGGUCAUGAGUGUAUAUACUGUAGUUCUCCGAGAUAAAUGUACAGAUUUUCAGAUCGUUAGGAAUGGUCAGUAGCGUAUUGCAAGGCCUUCUCAGUUGUGUGAAAAUGUGACUGAAAAAAAACAACAGCAUUUCCUCACUGCAAAGCUCUUGAGGAAUAUGUUUGGUUAUUUUUCACCUCAGUUUAUAAUAAAUCAAUGUUGGGGUGCAGUGGACAGAUGUGGCAGACAUGUAUGUAACACUUUCUAAAAAAUAAAUGUGGAAACAACUAUAAAGCUCUUUACUUUCUGAAUUGUGUAAGUGACUUCUUUUUCAUAUACAAAGUCACAGAGAAAUGGCAGCUGUUUUUAAAUUGAAAAUACACCUACUUCAGUAGAAUAAAUGUGUUAUAUCUACGUAAUUCCACUGCCUAGACUAUAAUAUUUAUUUAUGGUACACAAUGAGGUACUUAUUUUUAAUUUUAAAAAAUGGAAUUGAUGAAGUAUAUAAAAAAAGUUUUGUUUUGUUUUGUGUCAUUAUCAAGUAAUGAUCAUUACUAUUAGUAUUGCUGAUUUGUACAGAUGACUUAUAAAAUUAGUCAUGAACAAGUUUAAAUGCAAUCUCAGGUUGCAGGGUGUUAAUUAAAUCCUAAAAGUAGCCAUGUCACCCCUGGGGAUAUGUUUAAUUUUGUAGACAUGACUAGUCAAGUUUAUUUUUAGAGCAUAUCUGAAAUCAGCAAAUGUGGGCCGAAGUGCUUCACAAAGAGAUUAAAUAAAACAUCAAUGAUCAAAUAAAAAUGUCUAUAAGUAAAUAAAGAAAGCAAAGAAUAUUUUGAUAAACAGCAUUGCUCGAACAAAAGUAAAUGCAAACAAAACCAGAGUGUGGUCAGGCAACUAAAAGAAUAUGAACUGAGUGAGGUUGAUUUAGGUUUUUCAAAACCUUUAUCUUAUCUGAUAUUAUGUAUU
Centropristis striata (black sea bass) is the source of this 6966-nucleotide messenger RNA. RefSeq names its product RLF zinc finger (gene rlf). Gene Ontology annotation, biological process: regulation of transcription by RNA polymerase II. NCBI's taxonomy places the organism in Eukaryota, Metazoa, Chordata, Actinopteri, Perciformes, Serranidae. Gene Ontology annotation, molecular function: DNA binding; DNA-binding transcription factor activity, RNA polymerase II-specific. The transcript is spliced from 9 exons. The record is from RefSeq and is a predicted model, not a curated record. Gene Ontology annotation, cellular component: nucleus. Bases 1 to 5754 code for a protein of 1917 amino acids.